This is a messenger RNA of Aureococcus anophagefferens, 3369 nucleotides long. RefSeq lists its product as hypothetical. The coding region runs from base 1 to 3369 and encodes 1122 amino acids. The transcript has a single exon. Gene Ontology annotation, molecular function: nuclear export signal receptor activity. NCBI's taxonomy places the organism in Eukaryota, Pelagophyceae, Pelagomonadales, Pelagomonadaceae. The record is from RefSeq and is a predicted model, not a curated record. Gene Ontology annotation, biological process: protein export from nucleus. Gene Ontology annotation, cellular component: cytoplasm; nuclear pore.
AUGGCCGCGCCCGACGCCCAGCAAUACGUCGCGCAGUUCGAGCAGUGCGUGGCGGCGUUGCAGACGGGCGCGAACGCGGCGCAGGCCACGAAGACGCUCCUGGCGCUGCGCGAGGACCCGCGCUGCCUCGAGAUCGCCCAGUGCGUGCUCGCCGGUUCCGCGAGCCGCGAGGCCCAGUUCCACGCGCUGACGCUCUUCCGCGAGGGCGCGCUGCAGCGCUGGGCGUCGCUCGGCGCACCGCAGCGGUCCGGAGCCGCGGGCCUCGCGCUCGACUUCGCCGCGCGCCUCGACCCGGGCGCGGAGCCCUUCGUGUCCGCGGCGGCGCUGCGCGCCUUCGCGGCGCUCUGGGCGCGCGGCUUCGCCGACGCCGCGCGGGGCCCGAAGGAGGCCACGCGCGCGCUCGCGCGCGACGUGCUCGCGAAGGUCAAGGCGGCCGCGGGCGACCGCGGCGACGUGCUCUGCAACGCGCUCGGCGCGCUCGUGCAGCAGUUCUCGGGCCUUGAAAACACGCUCGGCGUCGCCAAGGGGCUGCGCGACGCCGCGCGGCAGCGCGUCGAGACGCAGGCGCUCUUCGACGUCGCGAAGAUCGCCUUCGGCGCGUUACGCGCGUGCGCGGCCGCGCCCGGCGACGUGCCGCGCGACGCCGCGGCGGCGGCGGAGCUCGCGGAGCAGGUGCUCGGCUGGGACUUUAGCGGCGCCGGCGACGCGCUGACGGCGCGCGUCGCGCCGCCGGCGCCCUGGAAGGCGCUCCUCGCCGACGGCGGCGCCUUGGACGCGUGCGCCGCUUUAAUCGAGCGGUGCCCGCCGGGCCACGCGGCGCGGCGCCCCGCGCGCGCCGCGGCGACGCUCCUGGCCUCGGCGCAGGGCGAGGCCGUCGUCGCCAACGAGGCCGCGUACCGGCGGAGCGCCGCGGCGUGCGCGACGCGCGUCGCCGCGUCAGCGGCGGCGCACGCGGCGGCCGCGAGAACGUUCGACGACGCCGUCGCGGAGCUCCGGAGCGCCGCGGAUUUGGUGUCCGCGGUCUUCGGCGCCGCCGGCGGCGCGUCCCAGGUCGCGGCGGACGUGUUGGGGCCCUUGCUCGAGGCGUCGGCGCGGAACUGCGACUGGGUCGCGAGCCGCUGCGUCGAGCGCGCGGCCGCGGCGACGGCCGCCGUCGUCGACGCCGCGCGACAGCGAACCAACCACGGCCUCGUCGCCCGCGCGGCGGCGGCGGCCGACGACGCCGACGCGGCCCUGGACGAGGGCCUCGCGCCGCUCUUGGAGGCGUGGGCGCUCGUCGCGGGCGACGAGGCGGUCGUCCUCUACGACGCCGCGGCCGCCGAGGGCUCGAACGCGCGGCCCCCCUGGCUCCACGCCGUCGUCGCCGAGGUCGGCGCGUCGGUCUUCGGCCGCUACGCGCGGUGCCGCGUGGAGGCCGCGCGCGCGCAGGCCGCCGCGGGCGUCUUGGGAGAGCUCGAGGAGGACGCGUCGGCCGACGACGUCGCCGCGGGCGACGCGCGCGAGCGGCUCGAGACGGCCGCCGCCGUCGGCCGGCGCCACGUCGCCGCGUCCUGCCGGGCUUUAGACGAAUUGCUGACGACGGCGCUCGAGCGCGUCGGGGCCCUGGGUGCCGCGACGGACGCGUUGGAAGUCGACGCGACGCUCGAGGAAGUUGUGGUAUUAGCGGACCUCGCGGGCGCCCUGCUCGCGGACGACGACAGCAGCGGCGAGACCGUCGCCGUGCCGCUAGCCAUCGCGGCGGCGGCGCGGCGCGACGGCGACGCCGCGGGCGCCGCCGCGGCUUUGCUGCACAAGGUGCUCUCGUUGGUGCAAACGGACGUUCGGCGGCCGUCGUCGCCGGCCGUCGCGGCGUGCCUCGCCGCGUUCCUGGCGCGCCUGCUCGCGGCCUACGCGCGCGCGCCCGACGCGCCGCCGGGGCCCCUCGGCGACUUCGCCGCCGCGGCGCCCCAAGUCGUCGCGGGCGCGCUGGGCGCCGCGGCGGCGUGGCUGGCCGCGUGGCGCGCGGAGCCGGCCGUCGUCGCCGGCUGCGCGCGGCUCAUUACGGUGGCGGCGACGGCGCGGCGCGGCGCGCUCGCCGGCGACGCGGCCGCGGCGGACGCGACGCUGCCGCUGCUGGAGGCGCACGGCGCGGCGUUGAUCGGCGACGCGACGCCGCUCGCCGCGGGGUUUCGCCGCGCGCCGCCGGCGCUGCGCGCGGACGUGGCGCGGGCCUGCGGCGACCUCGCGCUCGCGCUCGACGCUUUAGGCGCGCGCCACUUUGAAGCGCUGGGCGGAGCCGUGGCGCGCGCGCUCGCGGACGCGCUGCGCGCGGACGACGGCGACGGCGCGGACGCCGCGCUGCGCUGCUACGCGGGGCUCGGCGGCGCGAGCGCGGCCCAGGGCUUCGACGGCGCCGGCGCCGCGGCCGCGCGGCGGCUCCCGGGCGACGCCGUCGCGGCGAUGGUCGACCCGCUGCUCCGCGACCUGGAGGCGCGGCCGCGGCGGCCGCUCGCGUCCGCGGCGCUCGCCGCGGUGGGCGCGACGCUGGCCGCGCAGCUGCCCUACGCGUCGCCGGACGCGCGGCGCGCCCUCUUCGCCGCCGCGCCGCGGGCCAUGGCGCUCUGCGCGGCGGACCGCUUCGGGUUAAGAGGCGACGCGGACGCCGCGCACGACGACCUCGACGAGGCGCUCCGGGUCGUCGACGCGCUCGUCUCCGACGACCUGUUCGGCGACGACGACGGCGCCGACGCCGUCGGCGCGGGGCUGGCGUGCCUCGGGUUCCUCGUGCCGAACCUGGACGCGGACCUGCUCUGCCGGCGCGCGGACGCCGCGCGGAAAUUCUACGGGUCGGUCGCCGCGGCCGUCGACGCGGCGCCGGAGCGCGUCGCGGGCCACGCGUCGCUCGGCGCCGUCGUCCCGGCGCUCCACUUCGGCUACGGCCUCCCGGACGCCGUCGCCGCGCGCGCGGCGCUCUCGUCGACGCGCGGCCUCGCGGCCUACUACGCGGCGCUCGACGGCGCCGCGCGCGGCGCGGCCGCGGAGACCUGGCUCGCCUGCGCCGGCGCGCUCCUGCGGCCGCUCCUCGCCCACGCGGGCGCCGUCUGGGACCGCGCGGACGACGCCGCGGACGCGCUCUUGGCGCUCUUCGCGGCCGCGGACGGCGCGGCGCCCGCGGCCGUCGCCGCGGCCGUCGCGCCCGCGGACGGCGCGGCGGCGGCGCAGCUCGGCGAGGACGUCGCGGCCCUCGCGGCCCACGCCGCGCAGCUGCUGCGGAGCGCGGGCGCGCCGAGCCUCGCGGCCGCGCUCCGCCGGCGCGAGACGCGGCGGCUCUGGCGGGACGCGUUCGCCGCGUUCCUGACCAAGGCGCGGGGGUACCUGAUUCAAUCGUGA